GGUGCCGUGUGUUCGGGGGAGGCUUUUUCCAACGCACUCUCCGCCAUGGCUGCUGAGGAACGGGAUCCCCUAGGCUUCUUCGCGGCCGAUGGCGGCUCCAGCUCCGAGGACGAGCAGGAGGACAGGGAGCGGACUAAGGGCCUGGCCCCGACGGUUAAGAAGCUACUCCCUUCCCCCGGGAACCCCCUGCCCCGGCCGGAGCAGCUCUUCCAGACAGUGCGGACCCCGGCCUUCCUCACUAACCCCUUGAACCGGAACAUCGACUGGAGCAGCAGGGUCCUGCGGGCACCAGAGGAGCCUCCUAAAGAGUUUAAAGUCUGGAAGACCAACGCGGUCCCUCCGCCUGAGUCCUACCAAACGCAGGAGAAGAGAGCGCCUCCCCCCGAGAUGGACCGAGCGAUCAAGUGGUCCGGAAUCUACCAGGACAAUGGCGAUGACGCCCCGCAGAGCGCAAGCCGAGCCAAGUUCCUGCCGGACGAGGAACCGCAGGAGGAUCCGGCCGCGGCGGAUGAUGAUCAAGACAAAUCGUCAUCAGCUAAAAAACGUAAAGUCCAGUAGUUUAUUUGGGAGUCACUGCGGAGUCGUGAAGAGACGUUCCUGUACGCUCGCUUGGCUGUGAUUGGCUGUAACAGUCUGCGGGCGCAUUUCCGUUAUUAAUCUGGGAUGGAAAGUACUGUGUGACGGCGACUUCGUCCAUCGUGUGCCCUGCAAAGUCAGAGGAAAGAUCUGCCUCCAAGAGAUACCUGGAGAUGUGUUCAUAUUUCUUUCAAAGUAAUGGCUGCCUUUGGGGUUCUGCUGUUUGUCUGCAUUAAUAGAAACCUUUUAUAAAGGUCUAUGUUUUCAGAUACCGGGUUAACCACGGAUGGUGAUGAUGCCACAAGAGGCUGUUUUAGAAGUGUCUUGUAAAUAUAUGACUGGAAUUAAAAGUAGAUUUCAUACUCUC
Messenger RNA from Spea bombifrons (plains spadefoot toad), 943 nucleotides. RefSeq names its product chromosome 6 C1orf52 homolog (gene C6H1orf52). Lineage: Eukaryota; Metazoa; Chordata; Amphibia; Anura; Pelobatidae. The record is from RefSeq and is a predicted model, not a curated record. The coding region runs from base 46 to 558 and encodes 170 amino acids. The transcript is spliced from 3 exons.